AUGGGCUACUCUGUGACUACACCACCCGGUCCGCCACCCAUUCUCUACAACCACCACCACCCGAACCCGAAGUCCAGUACACACUUGACCCGACGCUCCCUCCUCCUCUCCGCCCCACUCUCCCUCACCCUCCGGCCACCACCAUCGUCCGCUGCAGCAUCUCCUCCGCCACCCGACACCACCAUUACCGACCGCGUCUUCAUGGACUUCAGUCUCUGCCCCACCUACUUCCGCCCCUUAUCCUCACCCGACUCAAAACCCGUCCUCUGCCCCGACUCGCUCCCGUUGGGCCGGCUCGUCCUCGGCCUGUACGGCCACUACGUCCCCCUCACCGUCUCCAACUUCAAGUCCAUGUGCACCUCCUCCGCCUACAAGGGCACUCUCGUCCACAAGCUUUUCCCCGGCCAAUUCUUCCUCGCCGGCCACCAAGGCGACAAGCCCGGCGACGUCCGCCGCCCCACGGGUCUCGCCCGAAACACCGAGACCGUCGAUUCCAAGGCCUUUGCUCUGACCCAUUCCCGCCCCGGCCUCCUCUCCCUCAACCUCUCCGAGAACGACGACGAAGACGACAUCAAGCUCGACCCGGAUUACCGAAACGUCGAGUUCUUGGUCACCUCUGGGCCCGGCCCAUGCCCCGACCUCGAUUACAAGAACAUCGUCUUCGGCACAGUGCUCGAAGGUUUGGAUGUUGUGACGGCCAUUGCUGCUAUACCUACAUACAGACCAUCUGAGAAAAUACAGCAAUUCAACGAUUUUGCAGAAUUUCUUGGGGAUGAGAGAGCGAUGAAUGCUCGGGCUCUGUGGAACAAGCCUCUGAAAACAGUGUAUAUCAGUGACUGUGGUGAGCUUAAUGUGGCAAAGCCUUCCCUUUCUCCUCCUAGUCUUCCUUAA
Prunus armeniaca (apricot) is the source of this 891-nucleotide messenger RNA. The record is from the annotation of a GenBank genome assembly. Lineage: Eukaryota; Viridiplantae; Streptophyta; Magnoliopsida; Rosales; Rosaceae.